Nerophis ophidion (straightnose pipefish) is the source of this 1518-nucleotide messenger RNA. RefSeq names its product aspartate beta-hydroxylase domain containing 1 (gene asphd1). The record is from RefSeq and is a predicted model, not a curated record. The coding region runs from base 102 to 1148 and encodes 348 amino acids. NCBI's taxonomy places the organism in Eukaryota, Metazoa, Chordata, Actinopteri, Syngnathiformes, Syngnathidae. The transcript has 6 exons.
AAAAAAUAAAGGAAAAAUAUUAAGAUCCAGCCCAGGAGGAGCGGUGCGUGUGAGCCAGCUCGGCGACCAUUUAUCAAGUAUAUAAGUGCCCAAUUGAAAGGAUGCACUGGUCCAUAAACACACCGCCCUUGCCUCCAUAUGUUGAGUUGGGUGUCCACUCACUGAGUGGCCUCCUAUGGACGCUUCUGCUCUUGUUCCUGUGGCACUGUUACCGAAUGGGCUCGGACCUCCCCUUAGUGCCUCGCGCACAAAGUGGGAAGGCAGUUUCAAGAAGAUUGGCGAUGUCCAGUAGCGGAAGCUGUGCUGGAAGAAAGUAUAACGAACAGACCAUGGAAACAGAAGAGGACGAGGAGACAGGGCAGGGAUACGUCACGCCGGUGCUGAGCCAUGCCUUGUUCCCAGUUCAGGCAUCCACAGAGGCCAGGAAACUCUACUCAGCCCUGCAAGAAUACGCUAAACGUUACAGCUGGGCGGGAAUGGGCCGAAUACAUAAAGGCCUCCGAGAACAGGUCAGACUGAAUGAUCACUCGACUAUACAAAAGCCACAGCUCUUCUUCCUGCCAGAUGUCCCGAGUGUUCCUUUCUUUCCACGGGAUGCCCACAGGCAUGACAUUGAAGUAUUGGAAGCCAACUAUCACGUCAUCCUGUCGGAGUUCCAGGCCGUGUACCAGAGGGGCGUUGACUUUAAAGUUGGCUGGACUAGUAUGGGGCCUAAGGGCCAGGCUGUGUUUCCACUGUACAGUGCAGGCAUGUGUGUGGCCGCCAACUGCCGCUCCUGUCCCUACACAUACCGCACCCUGCUCUCUCUUCGCACAUUUAUAAGCAGCAACUCAUUGGGAUCUGCCGGAUUCUGGUUGCUGGGGCCCGGUUCUACACGGGGAAGCUCGUACGGACCCACUAAUACAAGGCUGCGUUGUCACCUAGGUCUGCAAACUCCUCCUCUGUGUGAGCUAGUGGUGGGAGGAGAGCCUCAGUGCUGGUCUGAGGGACACUGCCUUUUGUUUGACGACUCAUUCCUACACACAGUCUCGCACAAAGGGCCCCCAGAAGCUGGACCUCGAGUCAUACUCAGUGUGGACCUUUGGCAUCCAAAUGUGGCUGCAGCUGAGAGACAAGCAUUGGACUUCAUGUUCAGUCCUGAUCUCUGAGGCGUGUGACUUGUCAAUCCACCCUGACCUUGGACCUGAUGGUUGCGCAACAUGCAGAGGUGUCUAAUUGGGACCCCUGCACGUUCAUGCAUUUCAACCCAGUCCAUGGAUCAGCUUCGGGAAUCGCUUAAACCAUUUUGCUCACACUGGAGUGGAUGCCCGGUGCAUGACAACAUUGUUAUGGUUGAACUUUUGCCGUACAAGAAAAUGAGUUGUUCUUUCUAUAAAUCAUGACGUUCCAUAAUAUACUCACAAAUGCUGUUUGCAUGUGAAACGUGUCUUGUGUAAUGUUGCUGCCCCAACAACCUGACAUGCUAUGAACGCAUGGCUAACAUACUGUGAAACUAUCAAAUAAAAAUCUAAAUUCUGA